Messenger RNA from Lathyrus sativus (Indian pea), 1293 nucleotides. The record is from the annotation of a GenBank genome assembly. Lineage: Eukaryota; Viridiplantae; Streptophyta; Magnoliopsida; Fabales; Fabaceae.
AUGGCGCUCCUUCUCCGCCUCAUAACAACAAGACUCAAAACCCACACCCGCACUAACUCUCCUUCACUCCGCCACCUCUUCUCCACCUCGAAUGCCGGCGGCAACGGCGGCGACGAUGGAAACAAACCUCCUUCCGACUCUUUCGCGGAUGCUCUAAGAGAUCUGAGAAGCUCGCUCAAACGACCACUAACCUCGAACACACCUUCCCCUCUCCUUUCCCCCAAUUCGCAACAGAGUGAAUCCCCCAGCGAAAUCAUGAGCAAAUUCCAGAGUUUCCGAAGCCGGUCCUCCGCACCACUUCCCGACGAUCCAUCUUCGCAGUCGCAGAAGAAGCAAAUCUCGUUUAUGGAGAUUUACAGCAAUAGGAAUCGUUCCGGUGAUUCUGGAGAAAUUGCUGGUUCGGAAACUUCAAAACGCGCAACCGGCGGAGGAGGCGGCGCUAUGUCUCUCGAAGUUAUCCGCGGAAGCUUAAUGCAGCUCAAAGGUAAUCCAACUCCGUCACCGAGAUGGAGGGCUUCUCCAAGCUCCCCGUUGUUCAGUGGGACUAGUACUACGCCGGAUUCGAUUUUCGGAAAGGAGAUUAGGGAAAGAUUAGCUAAGCCUAAUGAUCCUUUGGUGAGUUUGAAGAAUUUGGGUUCAUUCUUGUAUGAAGAUUUGGGUGAUAAAUUGAAGAAAUUGAGACCUCCAGUGAAAGGAAAAGAAUGGUUCUCAAUUGCUGAAUUGAAUGAGAGGUUGAAGAAAGUGAUGGAGAUGGAUGAAAGUGAAGCUAAUACCAAUUCCAGUGAAAAAGGAAUGUAUAACAUUUUGAAAGACUCUGUUAACCAUAUUAGAGCUAAAGAAGUGGAGAAGCCAAAGACAGCUUCACUGCAGAGAAUUGAUUAUUUGUCCAUAAUGGGUGGGACUCCUUCCUACAUGACAAAGCCUCCUAAAGAGCAUCUUGUUGAAAAGUAUUUUCAUCCAGAUAACAUGUCCUCAGCCGAAAAGUUGAAAAUUGAACUCACGAAGGUUAGAGAUGAAUUUAAGAUGUCCGAGUCAGAUUGUGGCUCUGCUCGUGUUCAAGUUGCCACUCUCACAACCAAGAUUAAGCAUCUAUCAUCAGUUCUACACAAAAAGGAUGUGCAUUCUCGGAAAGGUCUGAUAGCAAUGGUUCAAAAGAGGAAAAAGUUGCUGAAAUACCUCAGAAGAACCGACUGGGAUUCCUAUUGUUUCGUUAUCUCUAAGCUAGGUCUACGUGAUAAUCCAGAACAUACUUAUAAAGCUCGGACUGGUAAAUCGGGUGAUGUAGCCAAUUAA